Molecule: messenger RNA, 552 nt
Organism: Auanema sp. JU1783
Lineage: Eukaryota; Metazoa; Nematoda; Chromadorea; Rhabditida; Rhabditidae
Source: the annotation of a GenBank genome assembly
CCUUUGAAAGCAAACGAAUGGUUGUGCAUUACAUCAACAGAAGACCAGAUAAUCCAAUGCCAACCCACAGCGAUCCAGCCUAAACCUACUGCCGUAGUAGCGUUUAUCAAUACAUCAACGGAAGAAUUCACAAUACCAGCGCAAGAACCUAUCGGAUCAGCAUCUAUUGUAGAACUCCAGCCAUGGACAACUAAUUCCAAGAUAGAACCAUACAUCCCUCCAGAAGCGGAUUGGGAAGCUCAACUUCCCACAUUUCCUCAGGACUUCAUGAAAGACUUGGAUCUCAGCCAAGCCGAUUUGACGAAACAGCAAAAGUUUGCCCUUAAACGAAUCAUACUCGAGAACAAGGACGCAUUUCUUAACGAGGACAGGAAUAUAGGACUCUUCACCGGACCUAUCCAACAUGCCAUUCCACUACGCACAGACAUGGAUAUGCCGAAAUCUAGGAUUUACAAGAUGCCAUUGGGAAAACAAGAAGAAGUGGAAAGGCAAAUAGAAGAAAUGUUGGAGCAGGACAUAAUUGAACCAUCAACUGCCCUGUUCAACAGCCCA